Adineta ricciae is the source of this 1146-nucleotide messenger RNA. NCBI's taxonomy places the organism in Eukaryota, Metazoa, Rotifera, Eurotatoria, Adinetida, Adinetidae. The record is from the annotation of a GenBank genome assembly.
AUGCCAUCGAUGGCGACUGGCAGAUUUUAUCCCCUAUAUCCAUCGCUAACAUUCAUGUUACGCAAUAUUUCUAGUGAAAUAUUACCCGAAGUUCCAACAUUGGAUGAUGAUCAGGCAAUUAUCUUAACAUCGCCAACGAUCAAUUUAAUCUAUCGAGUGUUUUUCCCAGGUUUAAUUUUGAUUGGUACAUGUGGAUCGAUAAUGAGUUUGAAAUGUCUUUACGCUCAACGAUUUCGCAAAAACAACUCGACAUAUGUCUUCUUCUUCUUUAUUGCUCUGGUCGAUCUGGCGAUUUUAUACACCGGUGCACUUCGACUAUUAAUCUUGGCAUUAACAGGUUUCGAUGUACGUUCUACAUCCUUAUUCAUCUGUCGUGCUCAUCGAUUUACAACGUAUUUCCUUUUACAAUUGUCAUCAUGUUUAUUAGCCUUGAUGACCUUGGAUCGUGCGAGGAAAACUUUAUCAAUGUUACCUCCGUUCAAAACAACGAUGACUACCUUUCGAAAAACACAGUUAAUUCCAGCGGAACAUCACACGUUGUUUCGAACACGUGCUAAACAAAGUAAAAUGUUGUGGAUCACAUGUCUAGUUACGUUAGUUUUAAUCCUUUUGGACUCACAUUUCUUCUAUUGUACUGGUUAUCAACGAAAGAAAAACAACAAGUUAAUCAGUUGUCAAUCCAUUGGACAUAAUGAACACUGCCGUCGUUAUUGGCUCAUUUAUCUUUGGUUUGAUGCCUUUAUCUAUUCGUAUUUACCAUUUUUCAUUAUUACAAUUUGUAAUAUACGCUUAAUAAUUUAUCUAAAACAACAACGCACAAGACGCAUGGCGUUAACAUCGUCAACAAUAGCACUAUCUCAUAAUUAUCGUAUAACAUGUUCAGUUGUACUCAUGUCAAUAUUAUUUUUAAUCUUCUCUGUUCCAGUAUCAUUUUUAGAACAAUUCGAAUACAAAUUUAAUCAACAUAAAUAUUAUUAUCAUGGUCUCGCGCUAGCAUAUCUAGCAAUGUAUUUUAAUCACACGAUAUCAUUCUUUUUAUUCCUAUUCGGAACGCAAUUUCGUCAGUCUGUGAAAGAACUUAUCUGGGCACAAGCAACAGAACAACCUCGAACGAAUACAACAUUAAUUGCUCUUGUUCCUAGAUGA